GUUGCUCACUCUCAAAUAAUAUCAACCAAAACAAUACUUGUAUAGUAAAGUUUGUUGAUAUCGACAAUAUGGAAAUCAAGCAUUUCAGUCAUGAGCACCCAUUGAAUCCUUGUGAAAUUAAUGAUGAAGAAGAGGAUGAAAUCAUCUGCUCAUGUUGUCUACUAGAAGUAUCUCCAGGCUCAUCAGCAUUCAAGUGCACAAAAAAGAAGUGUGACUUCAUCCUCCACAAGCCUUGUUCUGAGCUCCCUAAACAAACUCGACACCCUUCUCAUCCUGAUCACCCUCUCACUCUCCACUCCACCCCUCCUUACAUCUUCAACUGUCAUGCUUGUUGUAACAGUGGCGGAGGAGCCUUCGUCUACAACUGCUAUGAUUGUCACUUCGACCUUCAUGUUCAAUGUGUCGCCUUGGCUGAGUCUAUCGAACGGGAAGAUCACUGCCACCCUCUCAACCUUGUGUUCUCAUUACCUCCCCCAAAAUUAAUAGGAGACAAUAAGGAGAGCGAUCAUGAUACAGAGAAGGAAAAAGAUAACUAUAUUAAAGAUGAUCAGGAAAAAGAAAGAGACUAUGAAGAGAAAGAAGAAGCUCCAAAUGAGAAAGAAGAUGAAGAAGGAGAAAAAGAAGUAGAGUAUUACUGUUAUGUGUGCGAAUCACGUAUCAGUAAGAGCUAUUGGGCUUAUUUCUGUAGUGAUUGUGACUAUGGAGUUCAUCUGGAGUGUGCUACAACUGAAGCUGAAGAAGAGGUAGAAGAAGAAGAUGGUAAUGAUGAUGAUGGUGAUGAUGAUGAGAUCGUAAAAAACAUGAGAAAAAUUGCUGUUCAGCAAAUGAUGAUAAAUAAUCAGCGAACAAGGAUGCUCUGCAUGCAACAAUUUUUUAUAUAGACAAUACAAUGUCAUACCAAUAUCGACCUGUUCUGUUUUCCAUUUUGUGUUCCUAAAAUAUUAUUCUCAUAAUUAUCUACGUAAUUUCCUUUCUUUUGUUUUCAAUUUAUGUUUUGGUGGUUGUUCAAAAUACUAUAACUAAUUUCUUCUAAGUAGAAUAAUUUCCUUUCUUAUUUGUCUUUCUUUGUCAUGUUCAAUUCUAUAUUAACUCUUGUAUACAAUUAAUAAAUUAUUAUCUUGUUCUCGAAAUAAAAUAAACUUUAAUUGUA
Messenger RNA from Cannabis sativa, 1150 nucleotides. RefSeq names its product protein VACUOLELESS GAMETOPHYTES. NCBI's taxonomy places the organism in Eukaryota, Viridiplantae, Streptophyta, Magnoliopsida, Rosales, Cannabaceae. The record is from RefSeq and is a predicted model, not a curated record. The transcript has a single exon. The coding region runs from base 69 to 881 and encodes 270 amino acids.